Molecule: messenger RNA, 677 nt
Organism: Papaver somniferum (opium poppy)
Lineage: Eukaryota; Viridiplantae; Streptophyta; Magnoliopsida; Ranunculales; Papaveraceae
Product: protein DSS1 HOMOLOG ON CHROMOSOME V-like
Exons: 3
Coding region: 230-454 (74 amino acids)
Biological process (GO): double-strand break repair via homologous recombination; proteasome assembly; mRNA export from nucleus
Cellular component (GO): proteasome regulatory particle, lid subcomplex; proteasome complex
Source: RefSeq, a predicted model, not a curated record
UCUUGCACCAUGGAACAUGGAACUCUUGCACCAUAACACUUGCUCUUACUGCAGUCCGUCCACAUUUGUUCUGCUUCGUUGGUGUCCUAAUGUUCAGUUUCAGCAAACGGUGUCGGUUCGGAGUACAAUAACUUCCUUGCGCGUGCGAAUCUGCAUCAGAAUAAAAAACCAUAAGUUGGCACAAUAUUACACAAAGAAAGUGAACAAUUAAGUACUUAGGUUUUUUGUAAUGGCGGCAACUGAAGCGAAGGUAACAACUGAGAAUUCAAAGGUAGAUCUCUUUGAAGAUGAUGAUGAAUUUGAAGAAUUUGAAACUAAUCAAGAUUGGGAUGACAAAGAAGAAGGGAAUGAGGUAAUUGAACAGUGGGAAGAUGACUGGGAUGAUGAUGAUGUGAGUGAUGAUUUCUCUCUACAGCUGAGGAGGGAAUUGGAGAGCAAUGCUGUGAAGAGUUAAGUCUUAUCAACAUCCUGCAUUAUCUUUUUAUUGCUGGUUAUUUGCUGUAACAAAUUACUUUAGCAUAUGUACAUCGUUUACCAAUGUUUUCAGACAUAGAAACUACUGAUUUUCCAGCUAGUUCUUUGUUUUUUUUUGCGAACCUAAUCAGAGCUUCAAUGUGUGAAUCCUUUGACUUAAAACUUUUAGGUAUUUAGUUGAUUACAUCAUUUUAAGUGCCUAA